UAUUAUUUUUGUUUCUCUAUCUCUCUAUCAAUCAAACACUCGACAUUUAAACAAAACAAUUUAAUAAUAAUAAUAAUCGUUUUAUUUUUUUGAAAAUAUUUUCACUUUUGUUUUCUUCAAAUAAGAUAACUGAAAGAUAUCUUAGUUUGCUUUGGUUUAUUUGUUUAAAGAAACAUACGAGGAACCCGAGUCUCUCCCCUAAUCCCCCUCUCUCUCUCACACACACGCACACUCAUAUCUUUAUAUGUAUAUGUAUAUGUACUUGUAUAUGUUGACUUUACAAGGAAAUUAUGUAAAGACAUUUGGUCAAGUGAAACCAAGCUCUGAUAAUUGAACAUUCUUCGUUAUUAACAGAACGAAAGAGGAAAAUAUAAAACGAAAAGAAAUCACGAUAAACGCAGUGAAAAGAAUCACCGAAAGAAAGGAGAGAGGGAGAAAGGUGAAAGGAGAUAGAAUUAUUGAAAUAAUCAUAAAAAUAAUUAUAAUAACAAUAACCAAAAAAGAAGCGGCAACAAGAGCUGCAUCUUUCUGUUUUCAAAUAAAAUUCUUCAUGCAAAUAACAGUCGUAUUCCACUAAUAAACCGAGUUAAUUUCGGAGUGAAAAGUGUAGCGUCAUGGAAACACCACUUCCGGAUACAACAACGUUUCACAAUGAAUCUACUGUGGGAAAACAAAUAUCACUAUCUCUACAGAUUACCUUUGGCAUCACUUACGGGAUUAUAGCUAUCAUCACACUUGUGGGCAAUUUAUUGGUGCUCAUCGCCGUUUUAAAAUUUCAACGUCUUCAAAUUCCAACGAACUACUUUGUGUGCAGUCUUGCUUUCGCUGAUGUGACAGUCGCCAUUUUAGUGUUACCACUGUCUUUAAUUUAUGACCUUACAGGUGGAGAAUGGUGGUUCGGUUGGGUGUUUUGCUACUUUUGGCGGUCUUGUGACGUCAUGUGUUGCACAGCAUCUAUUUUGCAUUUAUGUUGUAUUUCUCUAGACCGCUAUUGGGCAAUCACUAAGCCGUUUGCCUACACCAUGAAAAUGUCUAAAGGAAGAGUAGCUUGCAUGAUCAUAACCGUCUGGUUUUGCAGCGUUUGCAUAUCGUUCAUUCCGUUCUAUUUAGGCUGGUUCACCGACGAUCCAGACACACUAUAUACAGAUACAGGCAAAUGUGAUUUAACAGUUAAUAAAAUUUACGCUGUACUUUCUGCAAUGACAUCUUUUUAUAUUCCAUUUAUCGUCAUGGUAUUUUCAUAUGCAGCCAUUUUAAGAAUUGCGAAAAUACAGGCAAACGCCAUAAAAAAGAGCAUCCCCAGACACAGUUAUACCGGUGGUGGCGGGCAAGAAAAAUACGAAUCGGCGGCUAGUGAUAGAAAAGCACUGAGGACCCUCGGAAUAAUAAUGGGGGUGUUUAUUGUUUCUUGGUUACCGUUUUUUCUAAUGUAUAUAAUUAUGCCCUUUUGUUCUGAGUGUGAAAUAUCUCCGAUGGCAAUAUCGGUUAUUACAUGGCUUGGUUAUGGCAACAGUUGUAUGAAUCCUGUUAUAUAUGCAUUUAUGAACAGGGACUUCCGUCUGGCUUUUAAGAAACUUCUCACUUGUUCUGUUUCAUGAAUUUUCAUUUUAUAUAUUUAAUUAAUUUGAUUGACUCAAUAAUUAUUGUACAUUUUUAUUUAGUAAAAAAAAAAAAAAUAUUUCAUAUUUUAUAAAGAAAAAAAUGCAAACUUAUCCACGAAGAAUCUUUGAAAAUUAUUUAUUUUAAACCCUACAUUUUAUUAAAAGGAAGACACGUCUUCUGAAAAAUAUGGCUCCCUAAUGCCAUGGUCUCUCGCAUGCAAAGCUCUUCUGUGAUCUUCGAAAGGACAUUUUUCAAUGUAAUCUUCUUCAAAUUGCACAAACUUAAUUCUAAUGUAUUGUAUAUGAUGUCUUGAAAAGAGAGAAAAGAAUAACAAACUAGUCUAAUAUUUCAAAA
Octopus sinensis (East Asian common octopus) is the source of this 1956-nucleotide messenger RNA. RefSeq names its product tyramine receptor 1-like. Gene Ontology annotation, cellular component: membrane. The coding region runs from base 615 to 1598 and encodes 327 amino acids. The transcript is spliced from 2 exons. Lineage: Eukaryota; Metazoa; Mollusca; Cephalopoda; Octopoda; Octopodidae. The record is from RefSeq and is a predicted model, not a curated record. Gene Ontology annotation, molecular function: G protein-coupled receptor activity. Gene Ontology annotation, biological process: adenylate cyclase-activating adrenergic receptor signaling pathway.